Pocillopora damicornis (cauliflower coral) is the source of this 1504-nucleotide messenger RNA. RefSeq lists its product as uncharacterized. Lineage: Eukaryota; Metazoa; Cnidaria; Anthozoa; Scleractinia; Pocilloporidae. The record is from RefSeq and is a predicted model, not a curated record.
AUUCGGUAAUGAACUAACUGAUGUCACAAAAAGGAGCCAGGAUGUGCGUGGCUUUCUUGGUUUUUUUGUGUUUCAUUCCCAUCUUUGUGGAUUCGUCGUCAUCUGUGCAGGGAUUUACGGAAACGCAUUUUGAAGGCUUUGCAAACCAUUACCUUCGAGGCCACAUUGCGCAAACUCAUCAAGUGUCUACAUCACUUGACUGUGCCUUUUAUUGUAUGACCGACUCAAGGUGUCAAUCUUACAACUACCAUAUGGAAGGGAAAACCAAUCAUACGUGUGACAUAAACAGUAAAAAUAAAACAGUAGACCCUGUGGCUCUUGUAAACAAAGCAGGAUUCAUUUACUUUCAACCAUAUGAGCCUCGUUCUCGUCGAGGUCCUGUCCAAGAUUUUACGGCUAAUUUUACCAAUCUUGGAGCCAGCGGUCGCCUCGGUCCUUCAUCGAUCGGUGAUCUUUACAGGGGCCAGGGUCAUGAUGGUCGUGUGACACUUGUGGCGGGGAUCCAACAUUGGCGUUUACCGUGCACCACCCAGUACAAAAUAGAAGCAGUUGGUGCCACAGGUGGCUACGAUUCAGUAAACUCCGGAAAAUAUCGCGGUUUGGGAGCGCGCAUGAUCGGCACUUUUCAAUUGACAACAGACGACACACUCAAAAUCCUGGUUGGCCAAGAAGGGGGUAUCAAUAUCUACACGUCUUCCGGAGGGGGAGGUGGUAGUUUCGUGGUACGUUCAGACAACACCCCCCUGAUUAUAGCCGGGGGAGGUGGAGGGAGGGAGUCACCGCAGUCCUCAAGAACUCAAUGUCACGCCACCACAAACACAUCCGGAAAUCCAGGAUAUUCCAGUUCAGUCGUGUGGUCUGGAGGAAGUAACGGUAAUGGAGCAAACACCGCUGAUCAUGUAAACUCAGGGGGAGGAGGUGGAGGAUUUUUGACCAGCGGCCGAAGCUCAGUUAACUUUGGUGGAAGCUACGGAAAUGGUGGAGAGGGUGGUAAAGGAUUCCUUCAGGGUGGAGAGGGAGGUCGAGCAUUGAGAAACAAUGCCCAUGGGGGGUUUGGUGGGGGAGGAGGAGCGUACGGAGAUGGAGGAGGUGCUGGAGGCGGAGGCGGCUACUCAGGGGGCGCUAGUGGGGACAAUGUCGUAGAUUCCUGUGGGGGUGGAGGUGGCUCAUACAACUCUGGUGAUGAGCAAAGCAACGAUUGCUGCUUUAACGACAAGGGACACGGAUUUGUGUUUGUCACGUGGUCUUGCUAAGGGAGCUUUUAAGCAUGUUUCCUCACAGGGUAGUGGUCACCAAGCGUUGAGGAAACCUUGAGCGAAUUUUUUCCAGCUUUAUAGUGAGAGAAUACACUCAAAAAAGUAAUAAAACACUUUUUGAACGAGUUUUCUUUUUAAAGGCUAUUCCGUAAAAAUUUAUUCAGGAAAUUUGUAAAAUUGUAGAUUUCUAUCCCAGCCUAUCAGCUCUUUUAAAAAUCAUUUCAAAUAAACUAAUGAUGGAAACGUGA